Dioszegia hungarica is the source of this 1041-nucleotide messenger RNA. RefSeq lists its product as uncharacterized. The coding region runs from base 1 to 1041 and encodes 346 amino acids. The transcript has 3 exons. The record is from RefSeq and is a predicted model, not a curated record. Lineage: Eukaryota; Fungi; Basidiomycota; Tremellomycetes; Tremellales; Bulleribasidiaceae.
AUGGCGGCAACGUCAGCCCCAUACAUCCCCGAGUCACCAGAAUCGCCCGUCAUCUCGCGCCUACCGCAUGUCAAAGUAACACCCCCGACCUCGCCCGGCGGAAGCGGCAAUAGCACGCAUCAGGCGCUGUUGGCGUUGACUGAUCCGACUCGGCCUGGGCAUCCCCGACAAACGUCCUCAUAUGCCUCGGACCACUAUUCGGAUCUGGAGGAAAGCGGCGGUGGAGGGGGAAGCGGUCAGAAAGCCGGCGGAGAAGGCAAUGGGUGGACAUGGAGCUGGUCAGGCCUCACAUCACCCACUUGGGCCCGGUCCGGCUCUGGCUCCAGCGGGGGUCGAGGUCGGUCAAGCCCAAAGCCACAACCACACACCGCCGGACUCAAGACACAUCAUCGCGAUCUGAGCUCGGAAGAGACAUUCGAGACGCCCAUGAACGAGCCUACGAAAAGGCUGAGGCAUGGGCGGCAGGGCAGCCUGAGUGCGAGGAUAGGCGAAGUGGGGGGAGGAAUGGUAGGGAUGGUCAAGCGGCGGAUGAGCGGUGUGGGGGGUGUGAGGCGGCUGAGUGGGGAAGGGAGGAGAGAUGGAGAGGGGGAGGGAAGGCUGGGUAAGGUGGGGAGAGCGGUAGAGAAGAGGGUGAGGGGGGUGGAGAAGGGGAAUUGGCCAUUUUUGAUCGUGUUCAUCGCAUGCCUCUUCAUCUUUGGGUCCGCCCUAGCGGGGCUAGGCUACCACCCACCACCUGACGUCCCCUCAACCUCUGCAGCAGGCUUCGAGCUCGGCAAGCCGGUCCAUGAGCCUGUGGAGCGAAGGAGCGAGGCGGAGAUUAUGGCGGAACGGAGGAAGAUGGAGGAGUUGUGGGGAAAGAUGAAGCGGCCGAAAGAUGGCGCGUGGAUGAAGAAGGGCCGAGAUGACGGGGCACGUCGCAGAGUCCAGGCUCAGACGACCGCCGAGGACGAACCCCAAGCCGUCCACACUGCCGUCCAGGACAGACCGGCACCCAUCGACCCGGCGAUCCGCGAGGCGGAGGCAGAGCGGGCGGCCGAAUAG